Molecule: messenger RNA, 1250 nt
Organism: Paramecium octaurelia
Lineage: Eukaryota; Ciliophora; Oligohymenophorea; Peniculida; Parameciidae
Source: the annotation of a GenBank genome assembly
AAAAUGAGAAUCGUUAUAGUGCUAUUGAUUGGUUUGGUAUUAAGACUUCAUAAUCAUUAAAGGCAUUAAGCAAAUUGGCCACAGAUCCAAAAGUUGUGCUUGCAGAAAUCGACAACAAUCAUAUGGGAAAAACAUUCUUGAAUGCCAUUUAAAUUAGUUUAGCCACAGGAUCACCAGUGCAUGAAAUUCAAAGCUACAUCAAUAACAUCAGGUUCGACCUUGUAUUUAUAAUUAGAUUCAUGUUGGAAUAAGAACAAAAAGACUCUGAUCUUUACAUCUAAAAUACACAAGCCUCAUGCAACAGAUUGCUUCAUGAUUUCUCUACAAAUUUGGCAUAUCAUCAAAGCCAAUUGAAAGCUCAUACUAAAAUCGUGGAUGAGAAUACAAACAAUUUGCAAAGAUCAUUAAACAAAAUUGCUGAGGUUUCUGUUGAAAUCGAAGAGAACUCCAAAAAAACAAAUGCAGGACAGAGCGAAAGAGAUUUACAAUACGCUGAAUUUUAAUCUAAAAUCAAGGAUCACACUGAAGCCAUCUCAGCCAUUGACGAAGCUUACGCUUUGAUUGAGCAUCUUUCAGGAGGAUCUUCAUUCAUUCAAGUCAAAGGAAGAUUUAACAAAGUCUUAUCCAGAUUGCAGAGGUAAGCAAUUAUCAUCACAUUAACAUUAGUCAAUCAACAUCAAGUGGAUUAUUGUUUUAACCCAUUCUAACUAUGAUGACUCAACUCUCAUCUAAGUCUGACUCUGAUACAGCCAAGAAGGUGUUACAACUAUUGGCAAAUUUGAGAGUCCAAAUUGUAGAGAGCAAAUCAAGUGAUGAAGAUAUUGAAAAACAAUAAAGUUUGAACUGGUAAUAGUUCUUGUCCGACUUAACCAAUGAAAGAAACACUUUGUAAUUUCGUUAUUCAUUUCUAGAUCUGAUUAAAGAUAGAAUCUUGAAUAAGCCAUCUUAAAUUACCAAAGCAUCAUCGAGGAAUCCCAAGGCAAGGUUGAGUAUCAUGCUGCUGAAGUGGAGAGAAAUCAAGUAACCUUAAUUUCGUUUACUCUUUCUAGUCCAAUUUAGACGGAUAAGACCAAUGGUGCAGACAAUAACAAGAUAUUUAUUAAAUGGAAACUCAAUCUAGAGUGCAAUUACAGGACUUGAUUUCCAGAAUUUCAGAUCACAUUCAAGAUAAGAUUGUUACUCUUAAGGAAUAUCUUAGAGAAAGACUCUAAUUAAAUUGAGAUUAACAAAAACAUUUAAUAUUAUAUAUA